Molecule: messenger RNA, 656 nt
Organism: Poecilia latipinna (sailfin molly)
Lineage: Eukaryota; Metazoa; Chordata; Actinopteri; Cyprinodontiformes; Poeciliidae
Gene: cdc26
Product: cell division cycle 26 homolog
Exons: 3
Coding region: 352-636 (94 amino acids)
Biological process (GO): regulation of mitotic cell cycle; anaphase-promoting complex-dependent catabolic process; protein K11-linked ubiquitination
Cellular component (GO): anaphase-promoting complex
Source: RefSeq, a predicted model, not a curated record
CAGUUUAACCAGUUAAACCAGCGGUAGAGUCCGCGGUGCUUUCAGCGAACUGGACUCUGUAGGAGAUCGGAGCUAAGGUGCCCGAAGCUUUGCCUGAUCAGAACACCGCAAACAUAUCAGUUGCUGGUGGUACUGAAGGUUGUUGGUUCCGAUUGGACUGCAGGUUGUCUGUAGGUCCCGUCCGGGUCUGUUUGGAGAUUAAACAGCGGAUGGAUCCGAACGAAUCUGAUGUUCGAUGUUCGUAGUUUAAACCGAUACAGAACCGGUGUUCAUGGCUCAAAUUCCGGUUCCGAUCUGAAAAGCUGCAGCUUCAACCAGUUGAUCACUUGUUAGGAGCCAACUGGAGUGAAGAUGCUGCGGAGGAAACCGACCCGAUUGGAGCUGAAGAUCGACGACACCGAGGAAUUCGAGAGUGUUAAAAAGGAGCUAGAGGCCAGGAAGCGACAGCGAGAGGAGGCGGGGUCAGGAGCUGGAGUGGGCGGGGCUUCUGUCAUUGGUGUUGAUAUGAUUGGGGGUGGAGCCUCUGUGUCCUCCACAGCUGCUUCGAGGGCGGAGCUUAUCAACGAGCGAAUCGGCUACAAGCCCCACCCCAAGCCGGCGACGCUGCCGACCUUAUUUGGAAGUUUACAGUUUUAAUAAAGUUUGGACAGGCUGAA